Thamnophis sirtalis is the source of this 334-nucleotide messenger RNA. The record is from RefSeq and is a predicted model, not a curated record. NCBI's taxonomy places the organism in Eukaryota, Metazoa, Chordata, Lepidosauria, Squamata, Natricidae.
GGGAGCAGCACGGCCUGCAUUGUUGUCCUGGAUCGGACUACUCGGCGCCUGCACACGGCCAACCUCGGCGACUCGGGCUUCUUGGUGGUCCGUGGGGGCCGGGUGGUGCACCGCUCCGACGAGCAGCAGCACUAUUUCAAUACUCCGUUCCAGCUCUCGAUAGCGCCGCCCGAAGCCGAGGGAGUCGUCUUCAGCGACAGAGAACUCGAAUUACGAAAGCAUCCAGCAGACGGCGAGCAGCAUUGCCGAGCAAGCGCACCAGCUGGCCUACGACCCAAAUUAUAUGUCUCCCUUCGCACAGUUCGCGUGUGACAAUGGACUGAAUGUAAGAGGU